UCUUGCGCGUGCAACGCCCCGCCCCCUCGCUCCCUGUCAAUGGCGGAUGAGGUAGCCAUGUUAUUGUAGCUCAACCAGGGACGAAUUACGUCGCCUUUGAGUGAGUUCUGCCCAUCUACCAGUUCGGAGUGCUCGUCCAUUUUUCUCCUCAUCACAACCGUCGUCUUGUGGAGAACACCAUGAGUGGCGGGACGCCGUACCUCGGCAGUAAAAUCAGCCUCAUCUCCAAGGCCGAGAUCCGCUACGAAGGGAUCUUGUACACCAUCGACACCGAGAACUCCACGGUGGCUUUAGCUAAAGUGCGUUCCUUUGGUACCGAGGACCGGCCCACUGACAGGCCCAUCCCACCUCGUGAUGACACCUUUGAGUACAUCAUCUUCCGAGGAAGUGACAUCAAGGACCUGACAGUGUGCGAGCCCCCCAAGCCCACAAGCUCCCUCCCCCAGGACCCGGCCAUUGUCCAGUCUUCUAUAAGCUCCACUUCCUCAUCCACGGCUGCUGCCCUUCCCAAUGCCUUCCCAUCUGCCACUUCCUACGGGCUCUUCAACCGCGCCUCACUUUCUUCCUAUAACCAGUUCAACACCAGCACCCUGGUCUCCCCCCAGUUUGGAGGCGUUGGUGUUGGUAAGUACAAACAUUUGUGGCAGUGGAAACAUGAAGAUCACCUCCACAUCCUGCUCUCCCUUCCAGGACGCAGCAGCCCACCUCCGGAUCCUUUGAAGAAGAGCCCGCCAAGUGUGGAGCAGGUGAUGAAAUCUCAGAGCACCAUCACAGCCACUGUAGCUACUAUCCCAAGCCUGGGUCGCCGGAGCCCAGCCCAGACUCGCACAGCUCCUCCCACUUCAGCUCAAAGCUCAGGAAGGAGUCAACAGCAGGACGCCGUGGACACGAGGAGGGGUGAGAGCCUACUGAGAGCCACUCACACAGGCUUAAGGCCCCACAUGCAUUGUCCUCAGUUUUUUGUUUUUUUUUCCCCACCAGCACACGCUAACCGGCGAGGCAGAGGGGGCGGGCACCGCGGCAGGGGCCGCUUCAACGUGCGCCGUGACGGCACCGUCAAGUUUGAGAAGGACUUUGACUUUGAGAGCGCGAAUGCCCAAUUCAACAAGGAGGAAAUUGAGCGCGAGUUUCACAGCAAGCUGAAGCUGAAAGAUGACAAGUCUGAGCAGGCAGUGAACGGUGAGGAGAAAGCAGACUCUGGCGUUGAGACGCACAAUGACACAAGCAAUGCAGAUGAGGGUGACCCACUUGGGCCGAACUGCUACUACGACAAGUCCAAGUCGUUCUUUGACAACAUCUCGUGUGAUGACAGCAGGAAAGCCAACGACAAGUGUGGAGGUGGCGGGUUCCCAAGAGAGCGCCGGCAGACAUGGGCGGAGGAGAGGCGAAUGAAUGCAGAGACGUUUGGCAUCUCCAUGCGUCACAGUCGGGGUCGUGGAGGCUAUCGUGGUCGCGGCUCCUCAGGCUUUCGUGGAGGUCGCGGUCGUCCAUCUAGCCGUGGCUCCUUCGCUCCACCACAAGGGGGAGGCUUCAGGGCCGGAUACCGUGGAAACCAAGCUGGCCGGGAGUUUGCCGAUUUAUCAGCGUACAGGAAGGACAACAAGGUGACGGCGUAGCGGUGAGGAAGAAAGAUGUCACGUUUUUGUCACCAGCACUGGUUCACUUCCAAUGUGGCAUUUUCUGAGCUCAAACUUUGAUAAGAUUUUCUUAGCUGCCCAGGCUCGUGUUUUAUUUGCGGGACGUGGUAUUUUUUCUACUAGAUGUCACGUAGCCUUGCGCUCAACUGUCCUCAACUCAUCUUCGCCAUUGGCACUUGUCCUCAUCUUCAUCUCAUUACAGCUCCUCACUUGAAUUUGUGCUCUUUUCUGUUCUUAAUCCCAACAUGUUUUGAACCCAUAGUACGAUUUAGAGCGCAGAAAAGGCAAGAUUACACGUGCACUAUUCUAGUGUAACAACAGGGGGCAGCAGUGUUGUCGUUGGAUUGUCUUGUUUCUCAUGGCAUAACCACGCUUCAGUUAGCUUCAACUUGACAUUGACAUUAGCACAACGUUCCAUAGUAAAAUAUGAGUCAAAUAUAGUGUCAAUAAAGAAACAUUAAGUGGCACCAAGUAUCAGAUUGCUAGGAGGCAUUUUGUUCACAUAAAAAUAUACAAAUUCAAGACUAUAGCAACAAAAAAUAUGUUCUAGCAUUUUGUUAUGGUUUGUGUGUAUUGACACAAGAAUGUCAGGUUAAUGUGAUGAGGAGGAAGCGCGAGAGUCCAAACACUGCUGAAUGUUAUUAUGAUUGACGUGUUUUGUUGCCAUGGUAACAGGGUCUUCUUUCGUGACCAAUAAGACGCGGUCUCUAAGAUUUACAUACACAUUUGGGGUGGAAUUCAUUUCAGCUACUUCCAGUGUGAUUGUGGGCAGAUGCGCUUUCACUCUCAUUACCUUCAAGAACAUCGUUAGCAUGAAGAUUAGUUCCUAUUCUCAGUCAUUGACAGUCGUCCAAAAACACAAGCGAACCCCGUUGUGUUUAAUGCAAUAAAGUGAGAACUUUUUCGACCAGCAUGGCGUGCACACGCCUCUUUAGUCACAAUAAAACCAUAACACUAAUCACA
Messenger RNA from Dunckerocampus dactyliophorus (ringed pipefish), 2600 nucleotides. RefSeq names its product LSM14A mRNA processing body assembly factor a (gene lsm14aa). Bases 180 to 1616 code for a protein of 478 amino acids. Gene Ontology annotation, cellular component: P-body. The record is from RefSeq and is a predicted model, not a curated record. NCBI's taxonomy places the organism in Eukaryota, Metazoa, Chordata, Actinopteri, Syngnathiformes, Syngnathidae. Gene Ontology annotation, biological process: cytoplasmic stress granule assembly; P-body assembly. The transcript has 7 exons. Gene Ontology annotation, molecular function: mRNA binding.